Molecule: messenger RNA, 2693 nt
Organism: Lineus longissimus
Lineage: Eukaryota; Metazoa; Nemertea; Pilidiophora; Heteronemertea; Lineidae
Product: negative elongation factor A-like
Exons: 9
Coding region: 12-1640 (542 amino acids)
Source: RefSeq, a predicted model, not a curated record
GCCAAGCCGUAAUGGCGGCCAGAGAAAGUGAUGCUGCGCUUUGGCUUCACAACAAACUCGGUUCCACGGAUGAUCUGUGGUCCGGGAGGUCAAUAUGUUCGCAACUUACGCAGGAGAGGUUGGUCCACAUUCAGGACUGCUUCAUCAACCUGCAACCCCACGUCAAAGUGAAACUCUUGCUGUCUUUUAUUCACCUUCCAAGACGCAACAUUGAAGAGUGGAAAAUGGAGUUAGAUGAAUUGAUUGACAUGGCCAUAAAUGAUGGUGACCAGUGGGUGUCGAUGAUCGGUGAGAUCUUACGCACAUAUCCAUCGACAAUGAACCUCAAUUGUGAUGUGGAAGACAACAAUUCAACAUUCCAUGAAGUGUUGAAUGAUCUCAAGAAAACAGUCAAGAAAGCUCAAGAUGUCAGCAUGCUGCCCCUCGAAUGUCUUUUCCUGAACAGAUCAUCUCUGACACAAAUGGCUGGGCACCAACCACAACCUCCAAAACAUUUUGCUCUGAAGAGAAAGCCUAAGUCAGCAGCAUUGCGGGUCGAAUUGUUACAGAAGUCAUCAGAGGCAGCCAGUCAGCCAAAGAAGUUUGGAUUCAGCAACAAUCUUCCUAUAAAAGUGAGAAGUUUUGCUAAGAAGAUGAAUGACACAACACCAUUGAAAGGUAUUCCCAGUCGCACCCCUGGAAGUGGUGGCUUCAGGACCCCAACGACACCAACAAGUGGUCGAUUUAGCUCCGGGACACCUUUGGUUGCCACUCAUAGUACUCCUUUAGGGGGGACUCGACCAGUUGGUGGCUUGAGGAAAGAGGGCGGUAUCAAGCUUCUCGACAUCACUGAGCAACCUGUCGGCCUGAAGGAGGCAAAGCGACGGAAGAAACAACAAGAAAUGGAAGCCAUUGAGGUUCAGAAGAAAGAAAAGGACUCUGCAGCCACGACGCCUGUGUCUAUUAAUCAAACACCCGACUAUGCUGCGGCAUUGAUGUCACCUGCUAUGUCCCGGCCACCUCCAUCACCUGCUCCACCAACCAUAUCAGCUCCUCCAACGCCAAGUUAUUUACCACCUGCUGGCUCUACACGGCUGCCCUCGACGUCAAAUGGUGUUACAACAACUUCUCCUGCCACAACUCUGGUAUCCACUGCCACAAAAAGUGCUAGAGAAAACCUUCAACUUCAACUACAACAACAGCUUGGCCAGUCCAAUAUUCGUACACAACCUGCAGUCCAGCCUGUAGUGACGAUUGCCCCAGCACCGGUGCCAACAGCUCAGCCGAUGGUUGUGAAUCCUCCUGUGCAGACGCCACCACCGGUGCAAGCUGCUGCUUCCCCUGCUCCGGCUGGUGCUACCAAAAAGGGACUUUCACUCACGCGAGAACAAAUGGUUGAGGCUCAAGAGAUGUUUAGAACUUCCAACAAAGUCACAAGGCCAGAAAAAGCUCUUAUAUUAGGGUUUAUGGCUGGUUCACGAGAGAAUCCAUGCCCACAACAUGGCGACCUUGUGAAUAUCCGACUCAGUGAAGACCUACAGAUAAUUCAGCAGCAGGAUGGGACCAUGCGAGAAAUGAUAGUCGACACGUAUUUCCAAAUGGAUUAUUCCAAUGGGACAUGGCAAAGAUCGAAAAAAUUUCGCCCAAAGAAACCAUCUUGAGACAGAACGUAAGAUUAGGAAAAACAAAACUCUUUCUGGGGUUAUUUAAUCCAUGUGUGGAAAAUGUGACAUGCCUGUGUACUGGUCUCAGUCUUGUUUGACAGAGGAAUGAAGUAACGUGCCAUAGGUAUCAUUCAUGAUAUUGACAGUAAAGGCAUGUGUAGUAUUGGUGUUACUGAAAUGGAUUUGUAAACUUAAACUCCUUGAAUGACCUUAAACAUGAAAUCAUAGGCCUGGACCCAAGGAGUACUCUUCAAAGCAACCUUGAGUGCAAGGAACUCUCUGCUGGACUAUUGUGCAAAAUUGAAAGAAGUAUUUGAGGAUUCUGUUGCAUCACACAAUCAGCCAUUCAGUGAAUGAAGGCAUGACAUUUGGAUUUUCAUGGUUUUAAGAACAAUCAGUUUUGAUUUUACAAUAAAUAAGAACAGUACCUGCCCUGUUUCAAACAUGUUGCCAUGUACCAUGUACAUUGUUUUCAAGUUUUGAAAAGAUAAUACUCCCACUAUAUGAGCCGAUUCCAAAAUCACCAGAAAGUGGCUCUGCCAAGUCAAAAUCUUUAUUCUGCUGAAAUGGACUUGGGACUUUUUAUGCGCUUAUUAUGAUGGCCACAUGUGUAUGUCAUUGGUCGAAUCUUUCAUUAGGUUUUUUUUAGACAUUAUUCAAUGAAAGGGGGUAUUUUCCCCUUCAUAAAGAAUCUCAAAAUCAUGCUGUGCGGAAUAUCUAUAUAAAGAGUAAUGUGAUUUCUGCUUGAUCGUCUGAGAGCAUUGAUGUCUGGUGUGCUAAGUUAAACCCAGUGAAAUCCCUGGGCUGUGUAAUUGUCUUUUUAUUGUCAGUUUCCUUAUGUUUAUAUGAAAGGUCAUUACCUCUGCCCCCAUCCCCUGGAUGUUACUGUCUAUUCAAAUGUUUACAAAUGUACAAGAAAAUAAGAAAUAUGGUUCUUUCUUGUUAAUCCUUGUAUCGUACAUGUACGGAGUUCUGGAAAUUUGCAAGUCGAACUGUUCUGUUGGAAAAUCAAAUAAAUGUAAAUAUCAUAAUAAACUAUUGUAUAUCAUA